CGCGGUGACGCUACAAGAGCAGCCUCAAAUUCCGCGGGCAGAAACAUACCUACCUGGGAUAGAGAACACAUCUAUAUAUACGCACAUAUAUACACGCACCGUCAGGUAUGGCAUCGUCCAACGACGCCGGCGGGGCGCAGGAGGCGCCGAAGCAGAAGAAGCAGGUCCUGCUCAACGCCUUCGUCAUGACGACGCCGGGCCACCUGUCGCCCGGGCUGUGGCGGCACCCGCGCAACCGGACGGACGAGUACAACAAGCUGGGGUUCUGGACGUCGCUGGCGCGGCUGCUCGACGACGGCGGGUUCCACGCCAUGUUCAUCGCGGACACGCUGGGGCCGUACGACGUGUACCGGGGGCCGGCCAACGCGGACCCGGCGCUGGCCGCCGGCGCCCAGUUCCCCGUGCACGACCCGCUCUACACCGUGCCGGCCAUGGCGGCCGCGACGCGCAACCUCGUCUUCGGCGUCACCGCCUCCACCACCUACGACCCCCCCUACGCCCUCGCCCGCCGCUUCUCCACCGUCGACCACCUCGCCAACGGCCGCGUCGCCUGGAACAUUGUCACCUCCUACCUCGAGAGCGCCGCCCGCAACUUCGGCCUCGAGACCCAGAUCGAGCACGACGAGCGCUACCGCAUCGCCGACGAGUACAUGGACGUCGUCUACAAGCUGUGGGAGGGUAGCUGGCGGGACGACGCGGUGGUCCGGAACCGCGAGACGGGGCAGUUUGCGGUGGCGGGGCGGGUGCGGCCCAUCAACCACAAGGGCAAGUACUUCCAGGUGCCGGGGCCGCACAUCGCGGAGCCGUCGCCGCAGCGGACGCCGUUCCUCUUCCAGGCCGGCACGUCCAAGGCGGGGACGGACUUCGGGGCGAAGCACGCCGAAGCCGUGUUCAUGGGCGGGCAGCUACCGGAGCUGGUGCGGCAGUCGGUCGACGCGCUGCGGCAGACGGCGCAGGAGCGGUGGGGGCGCGACCCGCGCAGCAUCAAGGUGUUCACGGGCGUGUGUGUCAUCGUCGACGAGACGGACGAGAAGGCGCGCGCCAAGUACCGCGAGCUGCUGUCGUACGGCGACCGCGAGGGCGCCCUCGCGCUGUUCGGCGGCUGGACGGGCCAGGACCUGUCCCCCUUCGACGACGACGAGGACCUUGUGCUCGCGGACCGCCCGGCCAUCCGGUCCAUCCUGCACCGCUGGUCGACCACGGUGCCCGGCAGCGAGGGCCUCAAGUGGACCAAGUCGCGGGUCGCCGAGUUCCUGUCCGUCGGCGGUAUGAUGCCCAAGAUCAUCGGCAGCCCGAAGACGGUGGUGGACGAGCUCGAGCGGUGGGUGGAGGAGGCGGACGUGGACGGGUUCAACCUGGCGCACGCGGUGAACCCGGGGUCGUUCGAGGACAUCAUCGAGUUCGUGAUCCCGGAGCUGCGGCGGCGGGGCCUGUUCCGGACGGGGGUGGAGCGCGAGGGGGCGACAGCACGGGAGGUCUUCUUCGGGCAGCCACACCUGCUAGCGGACCACCCAGGGUACCAGUUCAAGUGGCACGUCGACGCGUGAGCGAGGAGGCGACGAGGGCCAAGGGAGAGCGACGUGGGCAGGGUGGGGAUUGUCCGGCGGGCGAGAGGACGUCUCCGUCGACCAUCUGUCGCCGGCAGCGGGGCACGUACAGACGUGUGCGUAGAGGAAUCUGGCGUGUGGAGGUAGGUAUUAGGUAGGUAUUGGCCGUCGUCGUCGUAGCCGUCGUCGUCGUCGUUGGUUGUGCACAGGAUACAGGCAGGGUCCCAUCUGGACUGGAAGAGGGGAGAAAAUAUCGGGGUUUCC
Molecule: messenger RNA, 1811 nt
Organism: Durotheca rogersii
Lineage: Eukaryota; Fungi; Ascomycota; Sordariomycetes; Xylariales; Xylariaceae
Product: Nitrilotriacetate monooxygenase component A/pristinamycin IIA synthase subunit A
Exons: 4
Coding region: 108-1547 (479 amino acids)
Molecular function (GO): monooxygenase activity; oxidoreductase activity, acting on paired donors, with incorporation or reduction of molecular oxygen
Source: RefSeq, a predicted model, not a curated record